CUAAGAAGCCACGAAAAGCUACACGCUAAUGAAAAACCACACAAAUGUACAAUUUGUGAGGAAAAAUUUACACAUGCGAAUGCCUUGCAGUUGCACAAACAAAUACACAAUAGUGAAAAACUACACAAAUGUAUGAUCUGUGACCAAACGUUUGUGCAGGCUGAUGCCUUGGAAACACACAAACAGAUACACAUUAGUGAAAAACAACACAAGUGUACUUUUUGCGAGGAAAAAUUUGCACAGGCUGAUGUCUUGAAAUUACAUAAAAAAAUACAUACUAUUGAAAAGCCAUAUAAAUGUGAUAUUUGUGAAGAAAGAUUUGGACAGGCUGAUUCCUUGAAAACACACAAACAAAAUCACAAUCAAGAAAAAAGAUUCACUUGUUCCAUAUGUGACAAAAAUUUCACACAGGCUGCUCAUUUAAAAAGGCAUGAAAACAUACACACAAAUGAAAAACAAUACAAGCGUUCCAUUGGUGAUAAAAGAUUCACACAGGCUCGAGCCUUGAAAACACACAAACGAAUACACACUGGUGAAAAUUCAUACACAUGUCCAUUUUGCGACAAAAUUUUCACACAACAUGUUAACUAUAAAUCACACAAAAUGGAACACACGAGGAAGAAAUCAUUCACAUGUAAAUAUUGUGACAAAGUUUUUAGCCAUUCGGGUGAUUUUAAAAAGCACAAACGAACCCAUACUGGUGAAAGGCCAUAUACUUGUACAAUUUGCAAUAAAGGCUUUGCACAGGCUGGCACAUUAAGGGCACAUUGUAGAACACACACUGGUGAGACACCAUACAAAUGUACAAUUUGUGAGAAAACGUUCACUCAAGCCGGAUCCUUGCAAACACACAUUCGAAUACACUAUGAUGAUAACCCACAUAUAUGUUCUGUUUGUGACAAAAGAUUUAAUCAUUCUGGUGAUUUGAAAAAACAUAAGAUGACCCACACUGGUGAAAAGCCAUAUCAAUGUUCUGUAUGUGAGAAAAAAUUUGGACAAGUGGGUAACUUAAAAGCCCAUGAAAGAACACAUACUGGAGAGAAGCCUUAUCCAUGUGUUUUAUGUGACAAACGAUUUACACAGGCUAGUAACUUGAGGGCCCAUGUAAGGAAAAUGCAUAGCUGAAAACUAUAUUCCAACUGUUUCAAAUUAAUGCUUUUCAAUUAGAAAAAUGUUUGACAAAUCAGACAACUGCUAAAUUGACUUUGUAUAGAUGCAGUAUGAUGGUAUUGUUAAGGGUCCGUCACUUGGCCUACAUAUUUUCAUUUAUAUGUAAAGAACAACGUACAAUAACGCUUUUAAAUCUGAAACCUGAAUCUUAAUCUAUAUGUUGACAAUAUAUUUUGUAAAACUCAAGUUAGUAUGAUACUGUUUUGUAUAAUUCCGAGUAAUUUCGUUCAAUACAUUCCUGCCUACCUUUGAAGUUCCUAGAUUCAUAUUCAUGUAAAGUGUAUUUUCAGUCUCACUUGGAAAUGACACCAUUCAAUCUAAAUUAGAGUUUAGAUCAUUUUUUGACAAAAAUCUUUGCAAUGUUGACACACGCAUUUCUUAAGGAAAAUGUUUACUUUGAUAACUGUAAUAAAGGAAGCCCUUGAAAAUACAUUGAUUAACCUUUGUAAAACAGAAGGUGCAGACUGAAUUUGUGAUUUUGUGUAUUUUUCAAAAAGCUUGUUUUAUCAACCUGCUUUUGCUUCCUUUUAUUUACCUUAUUUCAUAUACUAAGUAUCUUGGUUGUUAUUUUGAUUAGUUAACAUUUUAGAAAUAGUUUUGUCAUGGUAAUAUUACAUGUACUGUACAGGUAGUUUAUUUAGAGGAUAGAGUGAAAAUUCCAGGUUUAUUCAUGUCAGAAAUUAUGUUUGUUAGUAACUCCACUACAAUCUUAAUUUUGUAUGCACAUUUUAGAUUUGAUUUUCAAUUUUAUAAUAUAUAAUCAGAAGUGGUGACAUAUGGUUAAUAACUUUUUUGUGGACGUAUCUUACAAAUUCUUAAUAUAACUUCCAAUAACUUAUAAAGUACUGUUUAGACUACUCUGCGUGCAGAGUCUAGUUAAACUACAGUGUAAGAAGUGAAGUCAAACGAAUGCAAAGGGUAUGUUUAGACUGACUUCAAAUUUUUAUUUUCAAACAUAUAAACGUGUGAUGAGUUCCAACAUAUUUCUGCAAAUACUGAAUA
This is a messenger RNA of Owenia fusiformis, 2172 nucleotides long. Lineage: Eukaryota; Metazoa; Annelida; Polychaeta; Sabellida; Oweniidae. The record is from the annotation of a GenBank genome assembly.